ACCGAAAAGCACGCGUUCACAACGAUACGCCGUUUAUUCAUCAAUGAAGCAUUUAUUUCCAGCAGAUCAAGUAAUUCAAAUGCCAAUAAAAAAAAGACAACAACAAAUAAGAGAAACACCAUAACAAGCAACCAAAUAAAUCCGCGUGACUGCUGUAAAUUAUACAUAUCAGUGAGAGAGAGAGAGAGAGAGAGAGAUCGACAAACAAAAAAGCGCACUGAAACUGAAUUUCCUAUCAAUUUGUUGGACUUUUUUUUGUUAUCGUGUUUGUGUACAGUUUUCGGUGUUUUUAUUUUCCGGCCCCGUCUGAUUGUAUCAUAAAUAAAACCGCCUAAACACAGAAGACACCGAGCAACAUUCAUAAAUAUACGGAACGAUAAAUAAGAAGCGAACGACAAACUCUCUUGCGUCGCGCGAAUACUUCAAAGCGAAUGAGUCGCGUAUUGCAUACGCACUUGAAGAGCAUUUGUUUAAAAAAAAGAAAAGCGACAAGACAAGAAAAAAAAACAAAGUGAAGUGAAUUUUUGAGUAGUAAAAUAAGGCGAACGAAGAAAAAAACGGCGAUGGUCCCAUGUUAUUAUGGUUGCAUUGGGGCCAUCUUGACAUUAGCCGUUUUAAUGUCAAUACAAUGCAUUUACGCAUCCCCGACAUCGAGCAAUGGAAUUAAUUCAAACGCUCUUCCCGAGGAUCCCGAGUUUACUGAUGUGAUAGAGAAUAUCACAGUGCCGGCCGGACGAAACAUAAAGCUCGCUUGCUCAGUCAAAAAUCUAGGAUCGUACAAGGUAGCUUGGAUUCAUUUCGAGCAAUCAGCAAUUUUGACCGUUCACAAUCAUGUAAUCACUCGAAAUCCACGGAUCAGUGUAACGCAUGAUAAACACGAUAAGCAUCGCACAUGGUUCUUGCACAUAAACAAUGUCAAAGAGGAAGAUCACGGCAGAUAUAUGUGUCAAAUCAACACGGUUACGGCGAAAACACAAUUCGGCUAUGUCCAUGUUGUCGUGCCGCCGAAUAUCGAAGAUUCCUUGACUUCAACUGAUGUUGUAGCUCGUGAGGGUUCGAAUGUUACAUUGAAAUGCAAAGCGAGUGGAUCUCCAAAUCCUGGUAUAAAAUGGAAAAGGGACGACAACAAUAAAAUAUCAAUUAGCAAGGGCUUAAGUGUUACGGAAUGGGAAGGUGAAAUUUUGGAAAUUGCUCGCAUAUCGCGUUUGGAUAUGUCGGCUUAUUUGUGUAUUGCAUCGAAUGGCGUCCCGCCGAGUGUGUCGAAACGCAUUAAAGUCAGCGUCGAUUUUCCACCAAUGGUUUGGAUCCCACAGCAGCUCGUCGGCACACCCGUUGGAUACAACAUUACGCUAGAAUGCUUCAUCGAAGCAUAUCCAAUAUCGCUGAAUUAUUGGUCAAAAGAUGAUGGCGAUAUGAUACACGAUUCCAACAAAUACAAAACUGAUACCGUUAUCAAUCGGCCAUCGUACAAGUCGACGAUGCGCUUAACCAUCAGCAAUGUUCAUAAAAACGACUACGGUAUGUACAAGUGCGUUGCGAAGAAUCCACGCGGUGAAACAGAUGGCACAAUUCGUCUGUAUUCUUCGAGUCCACCAACCACACUAGCACCACCGCCAACAACAACAUCUGAGCGGCCGUUCCCCGAUAUUCAACCGAAAAAUAUUUUCGAAACACCAAUUUUCCGCCAAAGAGAUAACACCACCAUUCAAUUCACCGACAAAGGCUUAAAAUAUCAAUCAAAUCUCAACGAAAUAGACAAAUCCGAGCAAAAGUCACAAGGUGACAGCUCCAGCAAGGUGUUUGAAUGGCCUUCUAAAGAUGAAUCUCAUGCUGCUAGCGGUGCCUCGUCAGUCAGUGGUGUACAAAGAGUAUCAAAAUCGAUCGGCUCUUUCGUGACAUACCGAAUUCCAAUAUUGUUAACCAUUUUGGCGAUUGCAAUGACAUAAUCAUUAAUACUGUUAUUAGCCUAAAGAACGCAUAAAUGGGUAAUUUUUAUGAGCUCAAACACACGAAUACACACAAACCCACAACCACAAUUACCAACUAACGAAUAUUUAUGCAAACCUAUUUUAUGUAUUGUAAAUAAGAAGUUAACUCAUGUAGCGGACUGUAGUUAAAUGAUACAAUUUCUAGAUGGCAUGCACAAGCAACAAUAACAACAACAAAAACAGUAACAGCCCAAGAGAAACGGCCAAUAUGUUUAUACGCUGUCUAUCCGCCGAAAAUACACUGCAAUAUAUUCACGCUUAUUGGACGCCAAAUUCAAUAUAUAUUCUAGUGUAUUUCAGUCACUCCACAUGCUCGUCGUUUUGUUCAAUUUGAGAGUACUAAGUUUCCGUGAGUGAUACGCAAGAUGGCAGCACCUUAAAUGGCGUUUUUAUACACAAAGUAGAUACUUGAGUGUAAAUUAUUAUGUUAGUGGCGUAUCAAAAUGAAGGUUUAAAAAAAAUACAUUGUCAAUAUAGAGCGUGUGGUGUGACUGGUGUAUUUUCGGCGUAUUCUUCAGCGUGAAACAUAUUCAGGCGCCCUCUGAUGGCCAUGAAUGCAUUCAUUGAUUCAAUAUGUUUCACGCUGAAGAUUACACCGAAUAUACACUAGAAUAUAUAUUCAAUUCGGCGUCCAAUAAGCGUGAAUAUAUAUUGUAGUGUAUUUUUGGCGGAUAGACAGCGUAUAAAGAUAUUGGCUGUUUCUCUUGGGAGUAACAACCAUAAACACACAAAAAAAACACAUUGUUUAGAUUGUAAGGGUACUAAUUAAUUAUAAUAAUAGCAGAUCACAAGAAAUCAAAUGUUAUCAAAUAUUGAAUCCAAUUGCCAAAAUCAAGAGAUUGCCAAUUGUAAACUGUAAAAUGAUUUCUGUUCUGUGGCCAAUGGCCAAUAGCUUGAGAGAUCUGAAUUGCACGUAGAAAUAUCCUAAAAUAUUUGCUCAGGUAAGUUAAGAUACAAUUUCAUUUCCAACCCAUAAAAAAGUCGAAUCAUAAUGACAACAUAUGCUCGAUACAAGCCCAGGUUUCUUUUUUGCACAAUUCAAUUCGAUUCUCGAACGAAAGAACAAGAGUAAGUGUGUGACUUCGAAACUGAUUUGUUGUCAAGUUUUACGAAGGUAAAAAAAAAAUUCUGGUCGGACUCAAACAGAAAAUUAAAAAGAAAUCGAAAUCUGUGUAAAUAGCGAUUUUGUUUGAUCUUUUGACGGUUUUGAUUUGUUUCGUAGUGCAAAGUAUUUUGAAGAAAAAAAAACCAUUAACAAAAAUUAGUUAAAUUUAAUGAUAAAAAAGUAUAUAUCUACUAUAGCGGUUAAUGUAUUUCCAGGGCUUGUUAAGAGAGAUUUAUGAGAUUAUUUUUUAAAUGUUCAGCUUCAAUAGAAAUGAUUUUCUUUUAAAAUUUAAUUGCCUAAUUGAACGAAAAAACAAUCGGAACAAAUAUUCGUUUUCAUUCGCAUAUUCUAUUUGAAAAAUAAAAAGUAAUAUCGAUGUUUAUGAAUUGUUAAUUUUUAUUGCAACUAAAAUCAUUUGCAUCAUCCUCCUAAAAAAAAGAACAAUACAUAACAAAAAGACCCGCAAUAAUUACUGAUUAAUUAUACACUUAAAACUAAUCGAAACUACACACAGAGCAUUGAAGCUGCUGCAUAUAUAUUUGCUGCUGGUGAACAGAUCUGUUCGACAGCAGCUGUUGCUUGCAUGCAUAUUCGCUGUGAAGCACGUUCGUUCAUGUAUCGAUUCUCGCGCACAAUGUUUGUCUCUUUCAUUCACAUGGAACCAGACAGAGAAGCAUACAGAACACACGAGAUACAUCGUAAGCGACGCGCGCGUGCACACUCAUAGCUGCCGUUCGCGCCUCGU
This is a messenger RNA of Sitodiplosis mosellana (orange wheat blossom midge), 3838 nucleotides long. RefSeq names its product lachesin-like. The coding region runs from base 564 to 1946 and encodes 460 amino acids. The record is from RefSeq and is a predicted model, not a curated record. Lineage: Eukaryota; Metazoa; Arthropoda; Insecta; Diptera; Cecidomyiidae. Gene Ontology annotation, cellular component: neuron projection. The transcript is spliced from 14 exons.